Asterias rubens (European starfish) is the source of this 6568-nucleotide messenger RNA. RefSeq names its product biorientation of chromosomes in cell division protein 1-like 1. The transcript has 10 exons. The record is from RefSeq and is a predicted model, not a curated record. Lineage: Eukaryota; Metazoa; Echinodermata; Asteroidea; Forcipulatida; Asteriidae. The coding region runs from base 89 to 4693 and encodes 1534 amino acids.
CUCACGCGGUAGGCGGAGAAUCAGAUAUUUGAGAAGGGCAACUUUUUACAUUUCUGAUCAAAACGCAUUGCAGUGAGCCUAUGUAAACAUGGCAAAUACUUCAACAAGUGGAGCUGAUCCGGCGAUGGUGGACAAGAUCGCAAAUCAUCUCAAAUCACAGGGAAUUUUUGAUCAGUUCAGGAGAGACUGCUUGGAAGAUGUGGAUACCAAGCCUGCCUAUCAGAAUCUUCGUCAAAAAGUUGAGAGCUAUGUUUCCACGUUCCUCUCCAAGGUGAAGUGGGAGCCUAAGAUGAACAAAAACCAACUUAGAGAUAGUCUUAGAAGACAAAUCAACCAGUCUGAGAUGUUAUCAACAGGUGUCGAGAGAAUUAUUGAGCAGGUCAUUGAACCCAAGAUGCAGCAUGUAUUCAGACCACAGAUAGAAAAGGUUGUGGAUGAAUUCAUGGGUCCUGGGAAAGAUAAGGAAGUAGAGAAUGUCAAGAAAGAUCUCGCAGCAACGUCUGGAUGGCAGAGUGGUUCACAUCUAACAUCAGCACCUGUUCCACCAGACCUGCCCCCAGAAGUACACACCCCAGCCCCACCACUGCCUCCAUCAGAGCCACCCGCCGCACCUCCUGAGGCCCCACCGGAGGCACCCCCUGAAGCACCCCCGGACUCUCCGCCCGAAGAACCUGAGCUUCCCUCCAAAGGUUUUUCUCUUGGAACCUCACCAAAAGUUUCCCCAGCCACCGAUGGGAGCAUCACACCAACCUUACAGUCCGGUGGCAAUACGCCUUCCUCUACAUCGAGCAAGGGGCGAGAAACACCAAACUUACUUAAGAAGUAUCCUGGAAAUUCCCCUUUAGCGUCAGCUGAUAUCAAAGGAGAUAAGAAAUUGGACUCAAUUGAAGGUGGAUUUAAAAUGACAAGCCAAACAACUAAAGCUCAAGCCAGUAAGAAUGUAAUCCUUAAAGACCAAAAUGUGAAGAAACUCCCCGGAAAGGAUGGGCUGCAAAAGUCACAACCCACCAAGAUGGUUAAAAAGGUUGAGCUAUGCUUGAAAGAAAAACCAAAACAACUAGCUGCCGGUGCAAAACUUACAGACGGUAUUAAGACUGCAGAUAAACCCAAAGUUCCUAGUCCUGGCAAACCUGCUGAUCAAAAACUCAAAACAGUUGCUGAUAUUAAAGACAAGUCGCUAUUGAAAGACAAAGAUGUGAUACUUUCUCAAGGGGCAGUUAAAAAAGAGUCACAAAAUAUGACACACCCAUUAGAAAUAAAAUCGGACAACAAAGGCUCUUCCAGUCAACUUGUUCAGGUGAAAGAGACAGAGAAUGUAAAACCAGUGGUGAUGAGUGCUCAAGAAUUUUGGAAAAAGACCCAGAAUAUUCUACCUGUUGUGGAAUCAAAUUUGAAUUCUACAUCAGACGAGCCAAAGGAUGAAACAGUGACUGACAUGGAUAUUGACAUUGCAGGAGAUGAAAACCUAGAAUUGCCAACAGGAAAUGAUGAGUCAGACGGUGAGAGCGGACUGUCGGAUAUAUCUGUGAGUUCCGUCCACACCAGUGACUUGUCCUCAUUUGAUGGAGGUAUCAGUUCUACUUCCUCAAGUUCUAGUCUCGAUUCCAGCAGUGAUGAGGAGGAGACUGGACUGAAGCUGGUCUUGAAGAAAACGAACAAAACUGCAAAUGUGUGUCCAUCAGACAGUGAUUCUGAGGCACCUUCAGAGGGUCCAUCUGAAAUGAACAUCAGUACGGACACCAGCAGGCCAGCAUCCGUCUCGUCGGAUAGAGCCUCCUCCUUAAAGAGGUCUCCUAAGGGUCAGACAGCAUCUGGAAGAGCCUUGGCUAUCAGCCGUUACCAUGGAGAUAGUGAAGAUGAAGAUUCAAGGUUGGAGAGACGAAAGAAAGCUGCCAUGGCUAAGGAGGAGAGAGCUCAAAGAAGACAGAUGGCAAAAGAGGAGAGGGAAAAGUUCAUCAGGGUGACAAGACAGAAACGGGUUAUUGAUUCGGAAAGUCUCGAAGAAUCAUCAGAUUCAAAGAAGGAUAAGCGAGAGGAGGCAGUGUCCCCGACCAAAGCCACCAAGAAGCAGCUCAAGGAGCAGAAGAUUUUAGAAAAGAAACGAGAAGUGCGACGUAGACGAUCACUGAAUAAACGCUACUUCUCUGAUGAGUUCUCCUCAUCACUGCAAGGAUUGAAGGAGACAGUAUCUCAGCUUGAACAAGAAGAAAGAGAAAACCAAGAGAACCCAUCACAGCCCGAGAUCAUUCCAUACCAGCCGUUCAUUCCCAAAGAGAAGCUUCAGUGCUUCCAUCUAGUCUACCGUGAGCGUCGGGAGCCUCAGGUCAAGUGUCAUCAUCUCCUCAACCUCGGACUCAGCGGUGAGCAGCAGAGGAAACUCAGCACCCGCAAACGCAAAGAGAGGAAAGAUUCCAAAGUUGCCAAGUUUUCAUUCAUGCAAGCCAAGGCUGCUGCAGCUGCAGGUGUCUCCGGUGAGGGCAAGCCUACUGCUGCAGAUAAACACCAGAUUGUUGCUGCUGCAGUUGUCUCUGGUGAGGGCAAGCCGACUGCUGCAGAUAAACACCAGAUUGUUGCUGCUGCAGUUGUCUCCGGUGAGGGCAAGCCGACUGCUGCAGAUAAACACCAGGUUGUUGCUGCUGCAGGUGUCUCCAGUGAGGGCAAGCCGACUGCUGCAGAUAAACACCAGGUUGUUGCUGCUGCAGGUGUCUCCGGUGAGGGCAAGCCGACUGCUGCAGAUAAACACCAGGUUGUUGCUGCUGCAGGUGUCUCCGGUGAGGGCAAGCCGACUGCUGCAGAUAAACACCAGGUUGUUGCUGCUGCAGGUGUCUCCGGUGAGGGCAAGCCGACUGCUGCAGAUAAACACCAGGUUGUUGAGAAGCAGCUGCUGCAGAAACAGAGUCAACCCCAACAGCAAGAGGUGGAACCGAAGCAUCAACUUAAACCAGAGAAGCUUGAACAACAAGAAGUACAAGAGCAGAAACAACAUCAGCAAGAUCAGGAGAAACAACAAGAACCUGUUUGUGUUCAGCAAGAAAUCAGCGAGGAGACUGUGAAACCGAAUCUACCGUCAAAAGAAACUCCUACUGAACAGUUAGAGGCUACUGAAAAACCCCUUCAAACUAUUGAACAAACUGAAGAAAUAAUUCCAACUGAUGUUAAUGAAGAUCAACAAUCCAUUGAAAUGCAGGAAAAGUUGGCUGAAAUUGUGGAGGAUGUUAAGAUAGAUGAGGAGGUACAGCCGGGUGUAAAGUUUGAGAAUGUUGGAGAAAUAAUACAUGUAAGGGUGGAAUCGGAGAAUGGGGACAAUGUGGAGAUGCAAGAAGAGCAAGAUGAAGGACAAGAUGGAGUCAAGGAGAAUGAGAAAGCAGAUGAAGGAAACCAUGAAAUAACAACUCAGCAGGAGAAACCAGAAGGAGAGCCUGUUAUAACCAGCCCAGAAUCAUCACAGGGUAUGAAGGAUGAAGCAGAUGCUAGACCGACUGUAGACGCUCUUGAUGAGGCAAAACCAGCUAAAGAUAUUUGUAGCCGAGACGAUACAAAGAAGGAUGAGACCAACCAGAUUGCUGCUACCAUUGAAAAACUGAUUGAGCAAGCAGAAACUCAACAAGAAGAAGUUGUUCCCAACACCGAUUCCAUACCCAUCCAGCAAGUCGUUGAGCCAGCUGCGGUGGAAGACGCCAAAGAGCCCCAAGAAGAGAGCACAUGCGACGACAACCCACCAACUCCCACACAAGAUGAGCCUGCUAUUUAUUCUGCGUCAGAUUCCGAGUCUGAGGAGCAAAGCGACAAAGGUUCAUCGAUACCCAUCUACACGGUCCACAGUCCGAAACACCUGCCCCUGGGGUCUAUCUUCAAGCUGAGUCAGACCUCCCUACAAGAAGCCAAACCUGUUGGCAGUAAGGUUGGUGAGGUCAGGGUACAGUCUACAGAGAGCAAUGUAUCUGGCACGGAUGAUACUAAGAACCUUUCGGAAGCAAGUCCUAAAUCUGGCAGUGAGGAUUCUCAGGGGGCUACUGAGAGCACCCAAGAGAGUCACAAACCAGAUUCCAGUGAGACUCUGACAGAGGAACCAAGCACCAGCGACAUUUCAGAACCGAACCAGCGAGAGAGUCGCUACGGGACCCGACCUAAACGCCACGCAGUCUCUCCACGGGACUCCCUUGAUGAUGAUUACCAUUACUACGGCCAAUCCAAGCGUAGACGCUACUCCCAGUCCCCCGUGUCCCAGGAAGAGCCGGUCAAGACAGGGCGAUCUGUCACCAGGAGAAUGUCUUCAGAUAGCGGUAAGUCCGAAGGAACCACUCGGGAGACGCCAGACAAACCCACGCGUCCUUCUCGCCAGCGGCACAUUUCACCACCCCACCGAUACUCUCCGAGUGACACCAGGUCCUCCCAGAGAAGGGCCUCAACGUCAUCACCACACCCACCCGCAGCUCCUAGUGCGUCUACAAAACCAAGUAGGCGUGGCUCCUCACCUUCUUCCCAUGAGCACUUCACUAGACGCUCUUCCUCUAGAGAGGAGGUGAAGCGUGGUAAUCGCUAUUCCGAUAUGUAUUAUUACAAUGAUCGCGGAGCCCGCAAUCAACCUUCAACGAGGGACAGGGGAAGAGCUGCAGAAGCUGUCAGUAGCCGUCGCUCGUCUCGGAGAUCAGUAGAUGAUAGAACAGGCAGUCAGACUAAACGAAGGAAGUAGUGAUUACAAUGUAUACAUUUAUGUCUUAAACAUUUACUCUUGUGGGUUGGGAUGGGUUUUGCAAUAAGACAUUUGCGUGUUUGAUUUGAAUAUUGUCUGGUACGAUGACGUGCUUUAUCAGAAGUUAGGCUUAUAUUUAAAUUCCUCAGACUAGAGACAGCGGCUAUGUGACUUGAUUCGGGGCAAGCUUUUCUGUAGUUACGUAAGAGACGGUGAACACCCAUAAACAAUUCUGAAUGAAUGUGUAUGGCACAUCUAGAGGUUACUACACAAAGCUUGCCCCCGAACCAUUUGACAUAGCAACUGUCUCUGUAGUCUGAGGAAUUCAAAUGUAAGCGGUACAUUGUGACUAAGCAAGUCAUUGUACCAGACAUUAGUUAAAUCCAACUUGCGAAUGGCUUUGGCAAGAAGCAAAUUGUGUAUAGUUUUUGAGGCAUCGCAUGGUUAGUCAUCAAUGUAUUCAGUUUGCGGUAACACCAUGUGCGUAUCUACUUUGCUGCGUACAUUUAAUUAUACUGCCGUGGAGUAGAUUAUGUUUGUCAGACCCUUAUCACCAGUGAUUCAACCGCACCUUGAGCAUUCUGCCAAUUGUUUGUCCAACGACGUCAUCUUGACAUUCAAGAUUACAUAUUUAUCAAUAAAAUGCAUGGACUGUUUCGAAAAAAGCACAAGUAAUAAUUCAAGAAAUGUAUUGGAAAGAAGCUCAACACUGUUGGUGGCGUGCCAUCAGAUCUUUUUUCAUGUUGUGAAAUUUUACAAGUUAAGAAUUACUGUUAAAUAAAAUAGCAAUUGGAUCAAUAUCACUGCAGAUGAAUAUUUAACCGAUGUAACAGUUAAUCUUCUACUUAGCAGGACCCAAUUUCAUGGAAAUAGGUGAACACAAAACAAUUUGAUUUCUUUAACAAUUUGAACAGAAAUGUGACAAUCCAAAUACCAUGUCAUUUGUAGACUGCUGAAAAACCACUCCCAACACUUGAAAAUCUUGAAGAAGUUGUUCCGUCUGAUGUCAAUGAAGAUCAGCAAUCUAUUUAAAUAAAAGCAAAAAUUGUUAAAUUUUCCAAGUUAAGAAUCCUGUGAAAUAAAAUAGCCAUUGAACCAUAACACUGUAGAUGGAAACUUAACUGGUGUUAAAUUCAACUUCCAUUGGGUUCUCUUUAUGUUUCAUAUCUAUUCCUAACGGAAAAUUUGGGAAAGAACACCCAAUCUUGAUUUUGCAAGUGGAAAGAAUUAUUCCUUGGAAGGUUGAGUACGAUUGUUAAUUGAAAAAUUAUGUUUUCACUUCACCGGCAAACUUAUUGUUAGUUUUAACUUUUGCCAAAUUAUAAACAACAUAAGAAGUGAAAUACCAGUUGUGAAAAUGUUGUGUUCAAUGGAACAGUUCCCUUUUAAAAAAUAAAUUUAUUUAUUAAAACGAAUUUGUCCUCGAUACUGGAGUGAAUGAUGCACCACUCUGUUAAUGGGAAGUUUGAUUCACUUUCAAUUAUCAAUUAUAUGAGCUCCACGCAUUUCUUUGCUUAGGAAUGAAAUUUACUAAGCAAUUUUGUUUUGCUUAACAGCUUUAUGAAUUUGGGCCCAGAUCACUGUUCAACUACCAUGUUUAUGUAGUUAAUAUUGAGUAGAUACAAUUUGUUUUGAUAUGCAUACCAAACAUUUUGUGUCUAAACUUUACUACGACAGACAAAUCCUUUAUUUUAGAUCAACACUAAGGUAUCAAAGGUGGUGCACUGACUUUGGGUAGACAGGACAGGUACCAGGAGCACCAAUGCCAAGACCAAUGCAAUAAUGCUCCUCUGUCUUGUCCCCUUAAAGGCACUGGACACUAUUGGUAAUUACUCAAAAUAAUUGUUCGCAUAAAAACUUACUCAGUAUCAGGCA